UUGACAUCCCCGCGCAUAGUCUCCCGCGGUGAUGCUGACGAGGAGAUCAUGUCGAAGUCAUGGGCAUCGACGCUGAGGUUGCCUAAGUCUACCUUCCCACCGCGCCCGCUACCCCAGUUCCGCGCCGACUACAUUCGCCGAUGCGCCGAUGAUUUCUACAAGUGGCAAUCGUCCAACGAAUCCCGGCCGGGCUUCACUCUCCACGAUGGACCCCCGUACGCGAACGGAAGUCUGCAUGUCGGCCAUGCGCUGAAUAAGGUCCUGAAGGACAUGAUCUCGAGAGUCAAGGUCCAGCAAGGCUACCGCGUGACUUACAGGCCGGGCUGGGAUUGCCAUGGUCUCCCCAUUGAGCUCAAGGCUGUCGGCACGUCCGGGGGAAAGGACAUGAGCGCUGUCGAUAUUCGAAAGGCCGCCAGACAGCUCGCCUCGACGACGGUGUUGGAACAGAUGGAAAGCUUUCGAUCAUACGGAGUCAUGGGUGAUUGGGACGCUCGCUGGACGACGAUGGACCCGGACUUCGAGAUCAGACAACUGCGUCUCUUUCAGCAAAUGGUCCGUCGAGGCCUCAUAUACCGCAAGAACAAGCCCGUCUACUGGUCACCCUCCUCCAGAACCGCGCUCGCCGAGGCGGAGCUGGAGUACAACGAGAAUCAUGUUUCGACAGCGGCAUACGUUCGAUACCCCAUCAUUGACGGCCCGGCAUUGAACGGCUUUUCUGGCCAGCUUUACGCCAUCAUUUGGACUACUACCCCUUGGACACUCCCCGCAAACAAGGCCAUUGCCAUUCACGACGAUCUGGAAUACGCCGUCAUUGCCGUCAACGGAAGCGCAUAUCUUACUGCGGUCACUCGUCUCGAUGCUGUAAAGGCUCUCUUCCCCGAUGCGGAGCCCGAAGUAAUCGUCUCAUCUAUCGAAGGCUCCGAGUUGAGAGGACUGAAGUACCACAACAGACUUCAGGGGUUCAGAUCAGCUCCUCAGCCCAUCAUCCACGGGGACUUUGUGUCCGCAGACUCCGGUACUGGACUCGUCCACAUUGCUCCCGGUCACGGUUUCGAAGAUUAUGAGGCCUGCGCCGAGCUCGGCAUCGACGCCUUCGCCCCUAUCGACGACGAGGGACACUUCACGAGCGAAGCCUUCCCUGACGCACCCGAAAAAUUGACCCAGUCCUCCUCGAUCCUCAAGGGCGGCAGCAAAGCCGUCCUCGCUUUGAUCGAGGAUGACGUCCUGCAAGCCGCCAAGUACAAGCACAAGUACCCCUACGACUGGCGCACGAAGCAACCCGUCGUCAUGAGGUCUACGGCUCAAUGGUUUGCCGAUGUCGACAGCAUCAAGGAUGACGCUAUCAACGCACUGAAAGAUGUCAAGUUCGUCCCUGCGUCUGGAAGGACCCGUCUCGAGAGCUUCGUCGUUGGUCGGAGCGAGUGGUGCAUCUCUCGCCAGCGCGCCUGGGGAGUGCCCAUUCCUGCCCUCUACGACGCCAACGGAGACGCGAUGGUCACGGAGGAAUCCGUCGACCACAUCAUCUCUGUCAUCCAGCAGCGCGGCAUCGAUGCUUGGUUCUGUGACGCCCCCGACGAGCCCGCUUGGGUUGCGCCGUCACUGAAGGGAUCUUACCGCCGCGGCACUGACACCAUGGACGUCUGGUUCGACAGCGGAAGCAGCUGGACCGAGAGCAAAGGCCAAGCCGAUGUCUACCUCGAAGGAUCCGAUCAACACCGCGGAUGGUUCCAGUCCAGUCUCUUGUCGUAUGUUGCGGCACAAAGAGCAGAGAGCGCUUCAGCGUCCCAUGAACAACCCAAGUCCCCCUUCAAAACCCUGAUCACCCACGGUUUCACCCUGGACCAAGCCGGCAAGAAGAUGUCCAAGUCCCUCGGCAACACCAUCACGCCCACCCAGAUCAUGGAUGGCACCCUCCUGCCCCCCGUCAAGGUCAAAGGCAAGAACAAGGUCCCCGGUGCCGGUCCGACAUACGAAGCCCUAGGCCCCGACGCCCUCCGCCUCUGGGCCGCUAGCUCCGAAUACACCAGGGACGUCGCCAUCGGCCAAGCGGUCCUCAAAUCCGUCAACACCGUCCUGGUCAAGUACCGCACCAUCAUCAAAAUGCUGCUCGGCUCAAUGCACGAAUCGGCCCGCACCGCUCCCACGACAACCCUGGACCACAUCGCCCUCAUCCAGCUGAAGGACGUGAUGGAGGAGGUCCAGAAGGCCUACGCGGCCCACGAGUUCCACAAGGGCUUCAGCGCCCUCAACCGCUGGGUCGCCACCGACCUCUCGGCCUUCUACCUCGAGGCCAUGAAGGAUCGCCUCUACUGCGGCGACGGCGGCGGCGUCCUCGAACCCAUCUUCCACGGCCUCCUCCGCAUGCUCUCCCCCAUGACGCCCCUCCUGGUCGAAGAAGCGUGGGACCACCGCCCGGCGUGGAUGCAAGCCGACGACACCCUCACCCACCCCCUCCGAACCCCCUACGACCACCCCCUCCACAACGUUUCGACCAACGAAGCCUCCCUCCGCAAGGACAUCCCCGUGCUCACGUCCGUCAACGGCGCCGUCAAGGCCGGUCUCGAAAGGGGCCGCCUGGCCAAGGUCCUCGGCUCCUCGCUGCAAUCCUCCGUCGUCGUCACCACCCACGACCGCGGCGUCGCCGGCGUGCUGGAAAAGUACGCGCGGGACCUCGAGGCCGUCUUCGUCGUCUCCUCGGUCGAGCUCAACGGCGGCCUCCCCGCCGAGAGCGAGUGGCGCUUCGACGAGCCCUUCGAGGUCAACGGCGCCAGGGGCACCGUCUCCGUCCUGCCGCCCCAGGACCACAAGUGUCCGCGCUGCUGGCGGUACGUCGCGCCCAGGGAGGAGGAUUUGUGCGGGCGCUGCGAGGACGUCGUGGCGACGCAGUAA
Messenger RNA from Colletotrichum karsti, 2889 nucleotides. RefSeq names its product isoleucyl-trna synthetase. The record is from RefSeq and is a predicted model, not a curated record. Gene Ontology annotation, biological process: isoleucyl-tRNA aminoacylation. The transcript is spliced from 3 exons. Gene Ontology annotation, molecular function: isoleucine-tRNA ligase activity; aminoacyl-tRNA deacylase activity; tRNA binding. Gene Ontology annotation, cellular component: cytosol. Lineage: Eukaryota; Fungi; Ascomycota; Sordariomycetes; Glomerellales; Glomerellaceae.